AUGACGGCGGAGGAGAUUUCACAGAGGCUUGCGCUACUCACUUCGCAAACUAUUUUACAGCAUGACCUGAACCGUAGGUUCACACAACACGCGGUAUUUUCAACUGGCUCAGAGGAACUUGACCGGUUGUUGCCCGACGGCGGGAUGACGUGCGGGACAGUCCUGGAGGUGUUUGGUCCGCCAUCAGGAGGGAAAUCCCGCCUUGUGCGCCGCAUGAUAUCUUCAUUUGCGGCACAGGGUGCGUUAGAGUGGACGACUAGAGGGGUUGAUGUGGGAAUAUGCGACGGCAGCCCAUCGAAGGGACUGGAGGUACAGCAAGAAUGUCUGAGGGCGAGAGCAGAGGAAUGUUGCAGACCACGUGAGUGGUGUGUUUUCUACGUCUUGUCUGACCCGUCCUCUCUCAAUCCCCGUCAUUUGCGGGAAGAGCUCGAAAAAGCCCUCCAGCGUGCAAUGUUGUGUGAUGUGCACUGCGAGGGUGAGAUUGAAAGGCUCCUCGAUGACAUCAUAGGAAGGGUACAAGUGGUGAACUUCGCAACCCUAAAUGACCUUUUAAACUUCUUCCGUUUUCUGUACCACGAGGAGUAUCCGUCGUCUAUGCAUCAUGCUAACCAACGCCGCGCGUUGGUCGUUAUCGACAGUGUUGCUCGCCUUUGGGAUCACCCGACAUGUGGAGCAACAAAGCAUGCGCGGCACUGGGCGGCGGCUGAACUGGUGCGUGAGUUGCGCAAUGUUAUUAUGCUUGGGAACGGUUGGCGUGGUGAGUAUUGUGGUAACAUUGACUCGCAUCACUUAGAUACCGAAGCUGGGAACGUUUUUUGUAGCGUCCAGGCUGCCAAUGCGGGUACCUCUGUUGGUGGUAGUGUGGCGGUUGUUCUCGUUAACGGGUGCACGAACACGCGUUACUGCCACACCGUUGUUGGACCUUUGGGGGUGCCCUUGUGGUUGGCAGCUGCAGCGGAUAUUCGUCUUUUCAUUGAACCCACAUCAACUUCGGGUGAUUAUCCGCCCACUACCGGCGAGGAUGACGAUGGCAUGUUAUGCACUCACCAAUACGGGGCUGCAAAACACGUAUUGGCGGUGCGUGUAGCGAAGGGCAGUGGUUCCUCGGUUCCCCGCGUGGGAAACAUCUUUUUACCCUGA
Messenger RNA from Trypanosoma brucei brucei TREU927, 1140 nucleotides. RefSeq lists its product as hypothetical. The transcript has a single exon. Gene Ontology annotation, cellular component: Rad51B-Rad51C-Rad51D-XRCC2 complex; centrosome; replication fork. Bases 1 to 1140 code for a protein of 379 amino acids. Gene Ontology annotation, biological process: double-strand break repair via homologous recombination; DNA strand invasion; telomere maintenance. The record is from RefSeq and is a predicted model, not a curated record. Lineage: Eukaryota; Euglenozoa; Kinetoplastea; Trypanosomatida; Trypanosomatidae. Gene Ontology annotation, molecular function: single-stranded DNA binding; four-way junction DNA binding; ATP-dependent activity, acting on DNA.